Molecule: messenger RNA, 1158 nt
Organism: Lactuca sativa (garden lettuce)
Lineage: Eukaryota; Viridiplantae; Streptophyta; Magnoliopsida; Asterales; Asteraceae
Source: RefSeq, a predicted model, not a curated record
AUGAAUCUUUGUGCUUCUAUAGUUUUCUCACUUUUCUUGGUACUCCUUGUGACUGCAACUACCAGCCAAUUGGUAGCAGUGGGAGAAGGAGGAGAUGAUAGAAAUGGUGUUAAUAUGAAAAAGUGUUUGGAUAAUGAGAGACUUGCGCUCCUUCUCUUCAAAGCUCCCCUUCACGACACUUAUGAUACUCUCUCUACAUGGAGAUCUGACCAACAUGACUGCUGUAAAUGGAGUGGAGUUGAGUGCAGCAACCAAACUGGUCAUGUCACAAAGCUUGAACUCAACAACUUCUUUUCACAGGAUGGUCUUGGAGGUGAGAUUAGCCAUUCCUUGCUUAACUUAACCUACUUGAAUCAUCUUGAUCUUUCCUUCAAUUUUUUCAAUGGAACCAUUCCCACUUUCAUUGGUUCUUUGACUCGAUUAAGGUACCUUUCCCUUUCUUACAAUUCUUUUCAUGGAGCUAUUCCCAGGUCCAUUGGUUACUUGACCCAGUUAAGGUACCUUUCCCUUUCCAGUAACUCUCUUUAUGGAACCAUUCCUUCACAGUUUGGAAACCUCACCAACUUGCAAUACCUUCAUCUUGAUUCUGCUGGAAGGUGUAGAGUUGAAAAGGUAGAGUGGUUGUCUCAUCUCUCUCAUUUGGAGGAUCUGAGAAUGGAUGGGAUUUCCCUUGCGAAUGCAAAUAAUUGGGUAGGUGUAAUUUCGAGUCUCCCAGAACUGUUGAGUUUAAGUUUAGGGAGAUGUGAGCUGUCACAGGUCAUGUAUCCAUAUUCUUCUUUUCUCAACUCUUCUUCUUCUUCAUCUAUUCAUACCCUUUAUCUCAGUGACAACAAUCUCACAUCAUCCAUGUAUCGUUGGUUGCUCCCAUUAACCAGCGAUAAGCUUAAUGGACUUUAUCUCUAUGACAAUAUGUUAGAUGGGAUACCCAAAUAUCUUGGUAACCUCUGUAGUCUGGAAAUUUUAUCCUUCUACAACAACUCUGCUGCUGUCAAAUUUCCUGAUUUUCUCAACAACUUGUCUGGAUGCACAUCCCUUUCAUUACAAUGGUUGGAUGCUUCUCAUAGCCAAUUUAUAGGAUCAUUGUCCGAUGAGAUCCAAAAGUUUUCAUCCCUAAAGCUUUUGGACCUGUCUCAUAAUCACUUAAAUGGAAUAUCUUGA